GGAAGCUUCCCUGCCCAUUGGCUAAAAGUCACGUGAUUUGCAUGAAAAGCUAAAGUUUCGACUUCGCAUUCGAUCUUAAAAGAUAUAACAUUUUUAAUGAUGUGAAAUUCAAAAUUUGCCAUCAAUUUUUAAUCUAUAUUAAUAGUUACAUAAUUCAUCUCUUAGAAAACAUUACAAAUACGAACCUGUUAACUUGUCUUGCAACUUUAGACCGGAACGGUAAUAUGGCGACCAGUGUUGUGAGAGGUGUUGAGAAUCACGAACCGGAGCAAAAGAAAAUGGAAACCAUGGAAGUGUCUACGGAAUCUGUUAACAACGUGAAAGAAAUCAUGAACGAUAAAAUUGAAAAGGAAAUUCACGUUGACGAUAUGACUUCUCGAGACUAUUAUUUCGAUUCGUAUGCGCACUUCGGCAUUCAUGAAGAAAUGCUUAAGGACGAAGUACGAACGCUCACUUAUCGGAAUUCUAUGUAUCAUAAUAAACAUUUAUUCAAGGGAAAAACUGUUCUUGAUAUUGGAUGUGGAACGGGAAUAUUAUCAAUGUUUGCUGCCAAAGCUGGUGCCAGUAGAGUAAUAGGCAUUGAAUGUUCGAAUAUAGUUGAGUAUGCAAAGCAAAUUGUUGAAGCCAAUCAGCUUAGUGAUAUUGUUACAAUUGUAAAAGGCAAAGUUGAAGAAGUUGAGUUACCACAUGGCAUUGAAAAAGUGGACAUAAUAAUAUCAGAGUGGAUGGGAUACUGUCUCUUCUAUGAAUCUAUGUUGGAUACAGUCCUUUUUGCUAGAGAUAAAUGGCUGAAGAGUGAUGGGCUUUUGUUCCCAGACAGAGCUACUCUCUUUGUGACAGGCAUUGAAGAUCGCCAGUAUAAGGAUGAAAAGAUAAAUUGGUGGGAUGAUGUCUAUGGUUUUGAUAUGAGUUCAAUUCGAAAAGUGGCAAUCAGUGAGCCAUUAGUUGAUGUUGUUGAUCCAAAACAGGUGGUCACCAAUGCUUGCCUUCUAAAGGAAGUAGAUUUGUACACGGUUACAAAAGAUGAUUUGAACUUCACUGCUCCAUUCCAUCUUCAAGUGCGCCGCAAUGACUACAUUCAGGCUUUAGUGACAUUCUUCAACAUUGAAUUCACUAAAUGCCACAAACGAAUUGGGUUCAGCACUGCACCUGAAGCUCCUUACACACAUUGGAAACAGACUGUCUUCUAUUUCGAUGACUAUCUGACAGUGAAGAAAAAUGAGGAAAUCUAUGGUGUUUUUUCCAUGAAGCCCAAUGCUCGUAAUAACCGCGAUCUUGACUUUACAGUAGAAUUAGACUUCAAAGGCGAAUUGGGAGAAGUCCAUGAGCUAAAUGUGUAUAGGAUGCGUUGAAAUCCCUUCCAUUUAGUUCUGUAUAUGAACUGUGGACCUGAAAGUGGUGACACUCUCUGAGAAUAUGACUGAAAGUAAACCCCUAUUGCAGUCCUCAAGUGUACAUAAUGUUUUGUUUUAUUUAUCCCUAGUUUGAUUUGGGCUGUCACUCACUGGAUUGCCUUACAUGAGAAGGGCUCUUGAUUUCAGUCAUUUGUAUUUGUCAGUUCUUCUAAAUGUUUUUUUGAGAUUUUUGCCUGCUUGUAACCGCAUGAUUUGGAUAUGAUAGAUAUUGUAGAUGUGUUGAGAGAUCUAUGGAAACAGUAUUGUGAGUAUAGAUGCAUGUUUGUGGGCAAAUUUACCAUGAUAGUUGCCUAUUAAGGGAGAUUGUAGCUUGUUUGGAUACACAUGAUCUUACCAAAAAUUAAGUCCAGACUUAUAAUUUUUCAUCUUGCUUUUAUUAGUUUAUAUGACUAUAACUCAAAUGUUUUGAGUUGUUACAGUGUUUAUAAAUACACAGAAGGUAUCUUGCAAUAGACAAGCAUAUAUUUAAUAAACCUCAAUCCUUUCCUCUUUUUUUUUUU
This is a messenger RNA of Gryllus bimaculatus (two-spotted cricket), 1915 nucleotides long. The record is from the annotation of a GenBank genome assembly. Lineage: Eukaryota; Metazoa; Arthropoda; Insecta; Orthoptera; Gryllidae.